Molecule: messenger RNA, 1037 nt
Organism: Racocetra fulgida
Lineage: Eukaryota; Fungi; Glomeromycota; Glomeromycetes; Diversisporales; Gigasporaceae
Source: the annotation of a GenBank genome assembly
UUUGAACUUUAUAUUCCGGCAGGGAAUAAUUCACAAGAUAAUUGUCAAAAUAAAUUCAUUAUUGACAAAGAUUCUCUUGAUUUAUUCUACGUUCCAAAGGAUAUUUUUGCACCUUUACCUGCACAUUCUCAACUAAAAAACGAACCGCAGUCGGUCUUGCAAUCAAAUAAUUCUAAAGCAAAAGGACAAAUCAGAUCUAAAUCCAGAUCUUUAGAUCUUUCAAAGCCUGCUUCAAGCCAAGUGCCUUCAGUUCCACCAACCCCGAUCUCUAAAUAUAAUAGUUCUGAUAUAACAGAUUCUCCAGGCUGGACAAUUGUUGGAAGACGAAAAUCAAUUGCUUCUACUUCUGCGGUACCUUCAACAAUAAUAACAACUAAACCAAAUUUUGAUAAAACUUACGAUUUUCGAUUUGGUAAGAUUGAAGUCGAGUGGUUUGAUAAUUCUGAAAUAAUUGAAGCUGAAUAUAUGGGUGAAAAUAUGAGCGAAAACCAGAAAAUCAAAUCGAGUAGUGAUAAAGCAGUAAUACCAGCAGGCGAAUUUGUUCCGCUUAAGUCUGGCAAAACAAAUCUUAGUUAUGGUAUGCUACAUUUAUAUCGUGAUCCGAGUGAAAUACUUUCAUCAAAAGAUGAUCAAGGUUUUAUUCGGGUUGAGAAGAAUGAUAAAAAUAAACAGAAUAGUUCUGGAUCAAAUCAAAAUUCUGCUGAAAAACAAGAGGACUUUCCUGGAAUAUUAAAUAAUGAAGAAACAAUAUUGGCCGUAUUGGCCGUGCCUUCUUUCAUGAGUGCUUCAGAUUUUUUGGCAUUUGUUGCACCAGUACAAAGAUUUCCUGAAAUAUGCCAUGUGGUCUACAUCAAAUCUAUCGAAUUCAAAUCUACUUCUAUUCCUCCCGACGCAUUCCCUUUUUUGCAUGAUCCUUUUAUACCCUCUACGCAAAACGACACAAUGAAAUCUAAUGAUCAAACUCAACAAUCCUCCGUUUUAUAUGAACUUCCAACCUGUCCUGUAUGCCUUGAAAGAAUGGAUGCAUCCGUAACUGG